This is a messenger RNA of Myotis davidii, 1026 nucleotides long. RefSeq names its product patatin like phospholipase domain containing 5 (gene PNPLA5). Gene Ontology annotation, cellular component: cytoplasm; lipid droplet; membrane. The transcript has 8 exons. Lineage: Eukaryota; Metazoa; Chordata; Mammalia; Chiroptera; Vespertilionidae. Gene Ontology annotation, biological process: lipid homeostasis; triglyceride catabolic process. Bases 1 to 1026 code for a protein of 341 amino acids. The record is from RefSeq and is a predicted model, not a curated record. Gene Ontology annotation, molecular function: triacylglycerol lipase activity.
AUGGCCUGCGGCCAGGCCCCUGUGGGCGCCUCUGGCCUGAACUUGGGCUCCCCCAUCUCUGCCACCAAGGCUCGGCCCUCCGCCAUCCCGCGGGCGGACUGCCCGUGGCGGGUGCUCAUCCACGGGGGCGGGAAGUUCUCCUGCGACCAGCUGCUGGACCUGGCCAAGCAGGUGGAGCAGCUGAGCCUGGGCGUGUUCCACCCGGCCUUCGCGCCCAUCGAGCACAUCCAGCGGCAGCUGCGGGCCUUCCUGCCCAGUGACAUCCACGUCCGGGCCUCCCAGCAGCUGGGCAUCUCCCUGACCCGCUGGCCCGACGGCCGCAACGUCAUCAUCACGGACUUCGCCAGCCGCGAGGAGGUCAUCCAGGCCUUGAUCUGCACCCUGUACAUCCCUUUCUACUGUGGGGUGAUCCCCCCCGAAUUCAGAGGGGAGCGCUACUUCGACGGGGCCCUGAGCAACAACCUGCCCUUCUCGGACUGUCCCAGCACCAUCACCGUGUCGCCCUUCACCGGGACGGUGGACAUCUGCCCCCCGAGCACCUCGGCCAACAUGCUCGAGCUGAACGCCUUCAACGCCAGCUUCCAGUUCUCCACCAGGAACUUCUACCUGGGGUUCACCUGUGUCCUCGCGCCCAGCCCCGAGAUGUUGGUCCACUACUGCAGACAAGGCUACCUGGACGCCCUGAGGUUCCUGGAGAGACGCGGACUCACCCAGGAGCCGGUGCUGUGGACGCUGGUGUCAAAGGAGCCCCCGGCCCCAGCCCAUGGGACCUGGGACACUGGCCAAGACGGAGGCCAGAAGGCCGGCCUGUCGCUCAACUGGGCGGUGCCCAGCGUGCUGGUCAAGGACGUGCCCAACUUCAAGCAGCUGUCACCGGAGCUGGAGGCCGCCCUGGAGAAAACAAGUAGGAGGGACCCCAGGCCCUGGGCCCGCUUCCGCCGCUCGACGCCCGGGAAGGCGUUGACCUACCUGCUGCUGCCCUGCACGCUGCCCUUCGAGUAUGUCUACUUCCAGGGCAGAAGGUGA